CGAGCCGUAGCAGGAAUUUAGUACGGAAACUUCUCAUUGGACGCUCAAACCGAGAGCCCGCCUUAUUCCUCAUGAUUUGCAAUGCUAUUGGUUCACGGCCGCGCCUCCUUCACGUCGACGUCACACGGGAACGCUGCUGGAACUCCAGCAAAGUAAAAGAUGUUGUGGUUGUUCAUGUCGCCUCUCCGAGCGCCAACUCGUACGGAAGACCGCCCGUGAGAGCUCACCACGCAUGGAGCUGAGCUCGGACCGCGCGGUGGCCUCGCUGGAGAUGUCGCAGACCCAGGGUCAGGAAGACGGGGCUUUCAUAAGUGACGGGGAGAGCUACGAGAGCCUGCCACCUCAUGUCUCCGUAACGACCCACAUGACAGCGGGAGCAGUGGCAGGAGUCAUGGAGCACUCGGUGAUGUACCCCGUGGACUCUGUCAAGACAAGGAUGCAGAGCUUGCAGCCGGACCCGAAUGCUCAAUACAGGAGUGUGUAUGCAGCUCUGAAAAAGAUCAUCCAGACAGAAGGAGUCUUCAGACCGCUGAGGGGCCUCAACAUCACUAUGAUGGGAGCGGGGCCGGCCCACGCGCUCUACUUCGCCUGCUAUGAACGGCUGAAGCACUCACUGAGUGACAUCAUUCAGAGUGGAGGCAACAGCCACAUCGCCAAUGGCGUCGCAGGAAGUGUGGCCACCGUUCUGCAUGAUGCAGUCAUGAAUCCAGCUGAAGUGAUAAAGCAGAGGAUGCAGAUGUACAACUCUCCAUAUCGAGGACUUUGGGACUGUGUUCGGACAAUAACGCAGGCCGAAGGCGUGGGCGCCUUCUACCGCAGCUACAGCACCCAGCUGACCAUGAACAUCCCCUUCCAGGCCGUUCACUUCAUCACCUACGAACUGAUGCAGGAGCAGCUCAACCCUCACAGGCACUACAACCCCGGCAGCCACAUACUGUCGGGAGCCGCAGCCGGAGCCGUGUCGGCGGCCGUGACGACCCCCCUGGACGUUUGUAAAACACUGCUCAACACGCAGGAGAACGUAGCGCUGAACUCCAUGAACAUCAGUGGCCACCUAUCGGGAAUGGCCAACGCCUUCAGGACCGUGUACCGGCUCGGCGGCCCCGCGGCCUUCUUCAAAGGGAUCCAAGCUCGGGUGAUCUACCAGAUGCCCUCCACUGCCAUCGCCUGGUCGGUGUACGAGUUCUUCAAGUACUUCCUGACCAAGCAGCAGCUGGAACAAGAGGCUGGGUCCGGGCCACUGUGAUGGAAGGCGGCGCUGCUAACGCCUCGAGUGACGGAAGACUCUGAAAGCGUGAGUCAGUGUGGUGUGACAGGUGCUGUCGAGGAAAUGGCACUAGUUAUUGCCCAGCAAGGAAGUCACCGAGUGGAGUUGAUCGACACUCCUCAUUUUUCCUUUUCAUUAUUUAGGUUUGUCUCUGAGCUGCGAUGAUGUGGCUCAGUCAUGCUAUGCAACAAAGAUGAAGAGUGGAUUAUGUUCUCCACGUCACUACCAAACUUUACCAAGUUUUCCAUGUGCGAUGAGCUCAUGAAGUUGCCUGAGCAAUUUAUUUUUUGUUUUUUUUCCUAAAUAUUGGAACUUUUUAUUUAUUUUCUUAGCACUCUUUAGCUUGUAUUUUAUGGAUGCAGAAGAAACACAGUGCUGGUUGUUUAGUUUUAUCAUGUGUUUGUGGAAACUCAUUACAACAGGUUCGUUAGAUCCACUUCCUGUGACGAUGGAACAGCAGCUUUUUCCAAGUGCCUCAUAAAUAUUAUACAGCUUCAACUUGUUUUGUUUUUUAUUUUCUCAACAUAGGAAGUAUUUCUUUAUUUGUUUUGUUACAUAUCAAAAAUGCACAAUUCUGCCAUAAAUCAAACCCUUAAAAUGCUGUCAUUUGAUAAGCUGGAUGGUAUUUUGUGUGUUUUCAAAAAUUCCUGCUGUCUUAUUGUUCGCAUCAAUCACUAAUUGCCAUUAUUUUUCACCACGAGGAAUCUUCUUUUUCUGAGUUUUAAGACUUGAAGGUCAUACCAGUCCAGUUAUUAGCCUUGGUAAAGUUCAGUACCACGUUGGUCCUAAAUCACGCACAAUUUAGAGCCUUAGCUGUUGCAGAACGUUGGCAGCUUGUCUACUGUUUAUGUACUCAAGACAUAAAUCUAUAUUUUGACCGAUUUGUACUGAAGAUCAGAAAAAGUCUGUUACUUCAGAAGAUUGAACUCUUUGUAAAUGUGCUCUUCAGAUUUUGUGAGGCCUGUUGUUUAUGUGUCAUAGCAAAUCGGAAUUUUUAGAUUUUAUAAAUAAUAUAUGUUUAUCUGAUGUUUCUCGUGCAGAUCACGUGAUUCCAAAUGUCACCUGACAAAUGAAAUGUUAGUAAAAAAAAAAAGGAGUAACACUGUUGUGCACACUUUGUUAGCCAGUUAAACAAAACAAAAAACUUGAUUAAAUCUUUUAUUUUCUCCCAUCCUGUUGUAGUUCAUCACUUCCUGUGUGCUCUCUGCUUUUUUCCAGCCCAUUGUUUUAUUUUAGAUCCAGCAGUCGGGACAUUUUGCCAGAUAUUGAUGCAAUCCAGAAAGCAGUUGGAUUUAUUUGAUUAUAAUCAGAAAGGAUGUUUUUGUUUCUUCUUCCUAAAACAAAGUGCUUCAGAUUUUAGUGCUGACACUAACCCUUCUUGCUGCUGCUGCUGUUUGCAGACGGCCAUAUAUUAACAAACCAAAGACGUGCCCUGCGUUCUGCUUUUAAUCCUAAGAGCUUACCUGCUGUGAACUCUCAUUCCUUCGCUGUGACCCCCACAGUUUCCCCUCAAAGUAGUGUUAAAUUUUUUAACUAGAAACUUGAAUUUUAUAGGUUGAGUUUUUCGACACGGCUGGUUCGAUCCCCUGUUCCAUCCUUCUCAGUCAUUAUGUUGGUUUCACUGAGAAAACAUUCCUUAAAAAACCAUGAAGAACAUUAAAAUGUCUUUAACCCUGCAUGCACGCUACAUCUUUUAAAUUUUUUAUUUCUGUAAUAUAGAAAAAGCUUUACAGUCAUAGAACAAAUGUUCAAUUCUUAUUUUGGAGGAAAUCUGUUGAUCUUUUGUAAGAAAUAUGUUGUGAACAUUUUUUAUGUUUAUGCACAAAAGAUGAAAAAUAGGAGUUGGGGUAAAUUGUUUUCUAUUUUAUUUUUUUUCUGUGUGGAGAACAGGAAUGUCUGGACGUUUGACAAUGCAAACAAUAAAUGAUUGUGAAAAUGCUGCUACAGUAUGAAACCACUGGAGCUGAAGUAAAUAAAUGAAGAUGAGGAAUGUGA
Messenger RNA from Austrofundulus limnaeus, 3262 nucleotides. It is a transcript of the gene slc25a37, whose product is annotated as solute carrier family 25 member 37. Gene Ontology annotation, biological process: iron import into the mitochondrion. Lineage: Eukaryota; Metazoa; Chordata; Actinopteri; Cyprinodontiformes; Rivulidae. The transcript has 4 exons. Bases 233 to 1246 code for a protein of 337 amino acids. Gene Ontology annotation, cellular component: mitochondrial membrane. Gene Ontology annotation, molecular function: ferrous iron transmembrane transporter activity. The record is from RefSeq and is a predicted model, not a curated record.